Molecule: messenger RNA, 6857 nt
Organism: Felis catus (domestic cat)
Lineage: Eukaryota; Metazoa; Chordata; Mammalia; Carnivora; Felidae
Gene: LCN12
Product: lipocalin 12
Exons: 4
Coding region: 1318-1833 (171 amino acids)
Molecular function (GO): small molecule binding
Source: RefSeq, a predicted model, not a curated record
UCCUGGCUGGGGCCCUCCUCCUCAGGACAGGCUGCUGGAGGCCCUGGGGGGUGGGGGGGCGGGGGGAGGUGGCCCAGGACAGGGGACGCACUUGACUGCCUAUGUGGGAAUGUCUGUUUGCUUCCCAGGCCCUUGCUCCAGGGGUGGCCAGGUGGGCUACAUGCCCAGAGCCUGGGCCCUCUUGCGCCCAGGCCCGGUGUGCGGGGCUUCCUGCCCCCUGCCCUCCCUCUGGCAGAGGGGCCCCUGUGAUCCGCCCCUCAGUCACCUCUAUCUGGGUAUUCUGGCUGCCUGCCCCGCCACCCCACCACCUCUGGCCUCACUCUGACCCGCCGCUACCCCUGCCCCCCGUGACUGUAGGGCCACUUGGCCCUGUUCUUGCCCCACACUGUGAUUUCAGGGACUGCGGAGCGGUGUGGGGGCGGCAGGCCGGACUCUACACUGUGUUCCUGCAGCAGAACACUGUGCCCCUGACCUUUGGGACUAAAAAGGUCAAGCUCCUUGUGUGGGAUGGAACAUUCUGCCCUCCACCUGGUAGCAGCAAUGCCGCUAGGGUAGGGCUAGGCUAGGGAGGCGCCUCGGGCCUCUGACCCCCUCACUGGCAUGGGACACUGGGAAGGGGUCCCAAGGAGGUGUGGAGCUGGGGGUCUCAGGAAUCAGAAAGCAAGGUCCAGAGACAUCCCUGGGAGCUAGUGGGCCCAGCAAGCACCCCCAGCACCUCCAUUUUCUGCCCACCUCCCUUCCUGGGCUGGGACCCAGAUGCCCUCCAUCUUUGGUGGGCGGGAUCUGAAGAGGGCCCGCCCCUGCCCAGCCCACCCCCAAGCCCUCCGCACCCACCUCUUCUGCCAGUCCUGAGCAGGAAGGUGCCGGGAGCACACCCCUGGGGAGGGGCACCUGCCAGGUGGGCCCAUAAAGAGGUGAGUAUCUGAGACCACAGCGACAAUGAGUACUUCUCCGUCCCCGCUGACAUGGGGCCUUCGCCUGCCCUGUGGGUGAUGUUCAUCCUGCUUAAAGGCCAGACCUCAAACACCCAGCCAGGCAUGAUCUCCGUCUUACAGAGUUUCCAGGAAGACCAGGUCUGGGGGCCGGGUUGGAGGGGGAGAAAGCCAGGGUCCAAGUGCAGGGAGAAAGGAGGGCCAUGGUGGCCGGGGAAGGCACCACCCGGGGAACCCAGCGUGGCCAGCCUGGUCUCCGUGUCCUCUCCAGAGAUUCCUGACAUCCAGCAGAAAAGGGCCCCGAACAGACCUUCUGGGCAGCCGCUCCCUCCUGUAGCCCCUGCCAGUCCCCGUGAGGUGGGGACGUCUCAGUCCCUCUGCACAGAUGGGGAAACAGGCUGGACAAGACCAGCCACUGGGCCAGGUCACUCUGUCCCUGCCAGACCCAGGGCAGCCCCCGGCUUGGCGCAGGCACAGGCUGCCUGGCGAGGGUGUCAGGGCUGCCCUGGGCUCUGCCGACUCCGGGUCCCCACAGUUCCAGGGGGAAUGGUUUGUUGUCGGCCUGGCGGGCAGCACCCACAGGAAGACAGACAGUUCCUUGCUGAGCCCGUUCACUGCGACGUUCGAGAAGAAUGAAAACGGCAGCCUUAAAGUGUCAUAUGCCAUGACCCGGGGCCACCGCUGUAUCACCUGGUCUUAUGUGCUGAUCGCAGCGGCCCAGCCUGGGGGCUUCUCAGUGGACAACACAGCGGCGCCCGGGAAAGACCCCGAGGAGGUCCAGGUGCACGACACUGACUACAGCGUGUUUGCUCUGAUGCUGUCCAGGAGACGGUCGGGCGGUCAGAGCGUCCUCACGGUCAGCCUGCUGUGCCGAGGGCCGCCCCGCCCCAAGUCGCUGUGAGGUCAAGGGACAGCUGUGUUUACUUCUUGACCUCCACUGUCCCACUGCCGGUAAGGCCUCCAGCCUGGAAUUGCUCUGAUGGGACAGAGAGUGUGUCGCCAAAAGGUGCUCCAUGGAGAAAACCCUGAAGGAGGUGAUUCAGGGAGAAAAAAGUGACCCCAGACACGAGGCCUGAGCUCCAGUGGGAACAAAGAACAGAGAAAGCAGUAAGCAGGUGGAGAAUUCGAAAAUCAAUCUUGGCCACGUAAAACAAAGCAAUAAUGUUUUGGAGAUUAAGUGUAUGAAUUCCAAAACAUGACGAAAAUGGCAGUGUUUGGAAGGAGGGAGAGGUGACUUUGUCAAGGUAAAGCUGGACGCUAUAAUGUUGGCCAUAACCACGAAGAAAAUAUACAUGUGCUUACACACACACACACACACCACACACACACACACUACCCUACAUUGAUAGAAAGGAAAUGAUGAAUGGAUGAAAAAUAAUCCACAGUGUCAAGGAGGCGAGAGCAGGUGGGAAAAAUAAAAAGCACAAAAUAAGAUGAUGCAUUGAAACCCCAAUAUACUGUUACAUUAAGUAAAGUUAACUGAAUACGCUUCUUAAAAGAAAGGGCUGAUCGGAGGAUUUUGAAAAACAUCUAUCAUAUGUUGUUUUAGAAGAGAAACAUUUAAGACAUGAGGGUACAGAAAUGCUAGGUCAUUUCAUAACGAUGGUAGAAUCAAUCCAUGAAGAACCGUUAAGAAGUUUAAAUUUGUAUGCGACUAAUAAUAGGGCCUCAGAAUAGCUAAAGCAAAAAACAGGACCGCAAAGAGAGAGACAAAUCUGCCGUUGCUGAGGGAGACCUUCAUAUGCCUCCCUCAGGAAACAACCUUAUACGCUGGGGACGUGGGAGUGGAGGAGGGCCAGGAGCAGAGACCCAGCUGCAGGGCAAGGGUGGAGGGGCAUCACUGAGGAUAGGACCUGGGAGCUGGGUAACAGGGACAGGACAUCCUCAGAUGCCUCAGGGAUGGGGGCCGUAUGGAGGGAAGACCAGGCGGGGCUCGUCCCAGAGUACUGGCCCAGGCCGGGGUGGCUGUGGGACCUGGUAGGGUUGCUGGCCCCAUCGUGCGGCUGACCCCCACUCCGGACCCUGUGAUGGCCGGGACAGGUAUCUUUAUCCUGCCCGGGAGCCCUGCCCUGUACCCGUCUGUCUAAGCCCCGAGGCCCCAUGCCCACUCUGGGCCCUGGAGAAGCAUCUUUUCCCAGCCACCCCCACAUGGUGGGUAACUUGGGCCUGGUGGCCAAUUUCCCGAGUCACCUCAUGCCUCCCCACUGCCAUGCACACACACACACACACACAGGACACAGGGACCCUAUGGAGGACGAUGCCCAGACUGAGGACCAUGCAUGUGGCCAGAGGCCACCCACUCCACACGUGGCAGGAGGACGGUGGGGAAGGGGUCUUGGGGAGGAGUCCCUUUGGUCAUCCUGGGGUGUGGGGAGGACUGAGAGAGCUGCCCGGGGUGUCCUGAGACCCCUCUGCUGGGUAGAGAGAGGGGGUGAGGCUUGUGUGGGGGGUGCUCGGGAAGGGGCAAGUUCCCAGGAACGGGGGCUGGGCGAGGCCUCCAGCGCUGAGCUGCGCCACCCCCCCAAGGCCCUGAUCGGGGCCAGACAGAGGGGCUGAAGGGGCUCCAGGCCCCGGCAUGGAGGGGUAACUCCAUGCUGGCAGGCCAGGCUCCCCGGUCCACCUGCAUGUGAGCUGACUGGUCCUUGGGAGCUGGAGGAAGGUACAGACCCUGGGGGUGUGAAGAGCCUCACCAGGGAUCUUGCAGGCUGGGCCUCCCCCACCCCAACUCCCCAGAGUGACCUCACCCCUUCCUGCUUCGCUGCCGGGCUCACAGGAGGCUUUCAGAGCCAAGGUGCCCGUGGCUAAAGCUCCGUUUGCCCUGCCCCAGGGCCAGACGUCAGCGUGUCCGGAGUCACCCGCUACCGUGGUCUACUGGGAGACGAGGGGUUCACCCAGGGGCUCCUCCCUGUGUGGCCGUCGGGAGACCACCUCUGAUGUCCUCCUGGCAGACUGGAAACGGGGGUGGGCUCGAGAGGUGGGGCUUGGGGAGGGAGGGCGUUGGUUUCGGUGGCCGUGCAACCAGCCUGGGGACGGACGGGCCUGGGCACCGUGACCCGAGGACCCUAAGGGGGCCUGACCGUCCACCUCCCUAUUCUGGUGAGGAGCCUAAGGUUCCUAGGUUGUGGAGCGGGGGGGACACAGAAACACGACCUCUGCUGUAUGCAUGCACACGCUCGGACGGGGUGCACACACAGGCACACACACACGCAGGUGUAGGCUCGAUCACGCCUGUUGUGAAACACACCGUCUCUUUUGUGUUUCUUCUGAAAGCUCUCUCCACGGGAUGCGCGGCCUGCAUCAGGCAGGAAUGCUCUGGCAGAAAGCUAUUUUGUUUUGAAGGAAGUUAUUUUAUUUCUUGGGCUUGUGCGGAUUAACUGGAGGUUGGGUUUUUUCCACGCUGUCAGUUGCUGGCACUCCGGGCCCCUGGACAGCAGAUGUCCCGGGAGCAUCCGUGCACUUCGGCGGGGUCCCCUGGCUCCAUCCCAACCGGAGAGGGCCCCGGGUGAGGGGCACAGGCUGCUCCUGUGACUGGUGGCCCAGGAAGCUGGUGGGAGGCCUGGGCCUGUCCCUGGAAGCAGACUCCACUCGGGGCGGGGGCUGGGGCGGGGGCAGAUCAGGCACAGCCGGCCUGGUCUCUUGUCUCCUCCACGCACACCCCUUCCCCUGCAUCUCUGGGGCCUGCUUUAGGCCUCGCUUCCCAAGAGGCUCCCCAGGUCCAUGGCACCUGGUGAAUGGCAUCCACGUCUCCCUGGGCCCCGCUGUCCCGGCCUCGCCCCCCCAGGCUGAGCGGGGCGGGGGGGGUGCUGCUCCAAGUGCAGGGAGCUGCCCCACCCCGGAACCACCUGCAGAUGGCCAAGUUCACGCCCACUCAGGGCUGUGGCUGAGCUGGAGGGAGGGGUGGAGAGGGGCCGGGACAGGGCGCGGGCAGCGUGGGCACAGGAAUGGGUACGGGGGGACGCGGCCUUUUCCCCUGCUCUCGGGCGCUGGUUUUGCAGAUGCUCAGAGGCCUGACCCCUGGCACACCUGUUUAUGUCCGGAGACGGGGAGGGACACAGUGAGGGAGGGACAUACUACCCCCCACCUCGGUAGAGGAUGGAGACCGGCCCGGGUUCUGAGCCUGGGAGAAGGGAAGGAAGGACAGCCCCCCACAGCCCUGCAGCCCUGUCUUGGCAGAGAUGAGGCUCUCCUCCACCGAGGCUCAGAGAGACACCAGCCCCCAACAGUGCUGCCGCGGCCCCCACAGGAGGCCACGACCCCGAAGCCACAUUCUGCAUUUAGUUCGUAAGUGCUAGAAGGACGUCAUGGCUUCCCGCUUGCCUUCCCAUGGGUGCUGCCCACCAGGCCUAAAGCACAGGGGGCUGGGAAUGGGCAGAGCCCCCCUCCCACCCCCGUGCCCUGGAGCCCCCUCCCCAGCAGCAUUGACGAUGCCAGGGAGAGUCAGAGGCUGGGGUGGGGGGGCUGCCUGGGUGAGGGGCCGUGGCUGGCCCCCGUCAGAGUGCCCACCCCGCAGCUGCAGAAACACUGCCGUCCACCCACCUCAGCCCCGGGGGCCUUCUGGGAGUCUGGGGCAGACCCUCCCCGGGGCCCCGCCUACUCGGUCCUUUCCCAAGUCUGGCUGCAGUUCAAGGGCUUUGCACAGGCCGGACUCUGGGUGUUCAGAGCGAGGGCAGCCCUUUACAGGGCGCCCGUGCCCUGGCCUGUGGGGGCCUGUGAGGCUGCCACCUUGCAGACCCUGCUGACGAGCCAGCAUGGGGCGAUUCAUCCUGUGCCCAGUCAAGGGAGAAGCCCGCUGGCCCACCUGCUCACCAGCUGGCAAACUCCCCUGGGUCUGGCCGGGCCGGGGCAGGAUGGCUGCCCCCCACACUCGGGGCACCCACGCUGCCUCCUCCCGAAUCCUCCCGGCCAGAAGCCCCACCAGUCAGUGGCCCCGCCGAACACAUCCCUGCCUGAUGCCCAGGGGACGUCGGGGCCGAGGAGCCAGCUGUGGCCGGACCGGACAAAGGCCCCGGCCCCAACGUCAGCCACGCAAACCCACGUGGGCGUGAGGUCCUGGGACGAGCCUGGGCAGUGUGGCCCCCUAGUCCUGCUCACCUCCCAACCCAUCCCGACCCCUCUUCUGGGGCUGAGAGCCCCUCCCCCACGGCUGGGCAAAGUCCCAGGCACAACUGUCCCGAUGGCUCUGGGACAGCUGGGCUCUGUGACCAGCGUUGGGACACAGGAGAGGACGAGCCUCUGUCCGGGAGUGGGCACAGCCUGUAUCCUUCCAGUCCGGAAGCCCCAUUCCAGGCCGUGGCUUCCGUGACCUCCCUUGACUUCUGACCCUGUGGCCCUGUGACCCCGGCUCUUCUGGGGUUACCCUGCAGCUCCCCGUCUCUGCAGCCCCAGAAGACUCUGGUUCUUCUAGAUGCGGCUCCGUGACCCCCGGCCCACACCUCCAGAGCCACCGACUGUCCCUCUCUAACCCUGGGCGGCCCCCCAGUGUCCCGUCUCUUUACUACGGAGCAGGCCCUACCUGGGUCUCCUGGACCCACUGCCAUCUCUUCCAGGAUGCCCUCCGUGACUGCUGCUCACAGUCCUACGCCCCCCUCAGCCCCGUGUGGGAGCCCAGCCGGCCCCCAGACAGGGCAGGGGUCUGCAGGGCCCAGACCUCCAGCGGGGACUAGCCAGAGGCCGGGGCGCACACUCGGAGGGGGAGGUGCGUGGGAGGUCGGGGAGGGUCAUCCCCUAGGGAGGGCGGCCGCGGAAGACAGUGGACAGAGGGUGACUUCCAGGCUCCAGGACCAGUGGCUGCCAGACUGGAUGGUUCCUUUCCCUCCAGAGGGACGGUUCCCAGGGCCCAUCAAGGCCUUGUUGUGCUCCAUCCCCUGAGGCCACAUCUGUCCCCGUACUCCUCCCCCAUCGGAAAUAAACACUUGGUGCCAGGAG